Molecule: messenger RNA, 568 nt
Organism: Effrenium voratum
Lineage: Eukaryota; Dinophyceae; Suessiales; Symbiodiniaceae
Source: the annotation of a GenBank genome assembly
UGCUCAGAUCGCAGCUUUUCAAGGUCCAACACAGGGCUUUCUGCGACCGCCCGUGAUGGGAAACACGGCCUCUUGCUGCACCUCUUCGGCGGGCAAUGAGAAGCCGGAAGUGACGGUUGCGACAUCAGCUCCUUCGUCUACGGCGGAGGACGUGAAGCAAGCCUCAGCGGAGUCGGAGACGCCCCGCUGUGUGCUGCGUUUUGUGCUUCCAGAUGGCAGCAGCAAGGAGAUUGUCUUCACGCAAAGGCCUUUGGGCAUUGACUUCAGCCGCAGCCUUCCGCUGACCUGCAAGCGCCUGAAGCCGGACCUGCAGGGGGAGAAGAAGGAGGUGAAGAUUGGAUGGUGUGUCAGCCACAUCAACGACCAGCCCUUGCCUGUGACCUUCGAAGAGACGUUGGGGACGCUGACGAAGGCUGUGUCUGUGCUGCCGUCUGCGUAAUGAGGGCACGAGGGUGCCGGUGCGAUGGUGCGAAGGCGCGAUGCACGUGGCACUUGCGUGCGCGUGGCCAGCCGCGCGCAGGGGGCUCCUUGACGUUUUGCGCCACGAAUCAUUUUUUCUCCUUCCAAC